Priceomyces carsonii is the source of this 1680-nucleotide messenger RNA. RefSeq names its product Elongator subunit (gene ELP3). Gene Ontology annotation, cellular component: cytoplasm; elongator holoenzyme complex; nucleus. Gene Ontology annotation, molecular function: acyltransferase activity, transferring groups other than amino-acyl groups; iron-sulfur cluster binding. The transcript has a single exon. Bases 1 to 1680 code for a protein of 559 amino acids. NCBI's taxonomy places the organism in Eukaryota, Fungi, Ascomycota, Pichiomycetes, Serinales, Debaryomycetaceae. The record is from RefSeq and is a predicted model, not a curated record. Gene Ontology annotation, biological process: tRNA wobble base 5-methoxycarbonylmethyl-2-thiouridinylation.
AUGCCAUCUGUUCAGAAUCAGAAGUCAGGUAAGCAGAAGUUAGCACCUGAAAAGGAAAGGUUUUUGCAAUGUUGUGGUGAUAUUUCUUUGGAAUUAGUAUCGUCUCUUAAGACUUCAAAGGAUAUCAAUUUGAAUGGAUUGAUUAUCAGAUAUGCAAAAAAAUACAAAUUAAAGCAACAACCAAGAUUGACUGAUAUUAUAUCAUCCAUACCUGAUCAAUACAAAAAAUAUUUAAUUCCUAAGCUUAAGGCUAAACCAGUCAGAACAGCUUCAGGUAUUGCUGUGGUAGCUGUGAUGUGCAAACCACAUAGAUGCCCUCAUAUAGCAUAUACUGGUAAUAUAUGUGUCUAUUGCCCUGGUGGUCCAGAUUCAGAUUUUGAAUAUUCAACACAGUCUUAUACUGGCUAUGAACCCACUUCUAUGAGAGCAAUCAGAGCAAGAUAUGAUCCUUAUGAACAAGCAAGAGGAAGAGUAGAGCAGUUGAGACAGUUGGGGCAUUCUAUAGAUAAGGUUGAGUAUAUUAUUAUGGGUGGAACUUUCAUGUCUUUGCCGAUCGAUUACAGAGAAUCUUUUAUCAGUCAACUUCACAAUGCACUCACCGGUUACAAUGGAAAAAAUUUGGAUGAAGCUAUAAUGUAUUCCCAACAGUCACAAACUAAGUGCGUCGGUAUUACAAUUGAAACCAGACCUGAUUAUUGUACAGAAACACAUCUAAGCGAUAUGCUAAAGUAUGGGUGUACUAGGUUAGAAGUUGGUGUACAAUCUGUAUACGAAGAUGUGGCCAGAGAUACUAAUAGGGGGCACACAGUAAAAGCUGUAUGCGAAACUUUUGCUGUUGCGAAGGACGCUGGUUAUAAGGUUGUUAGUCAUAUGAUGCCAGAUUUACCAAACGUAGGAAUGGAAAGAGAUCUUGAGCAAUUCAAAGAAUACUUCGAAAACCCAGAUUUCAGAACGGAUGGAUUAAAGUUAUAUCCCACAUUAGUCAUUAGAGGUACUGGUUUGUAUGAAUUGUGGAAAAAGGGGUUAUAUAAAUCUUACAAUGCGAAUGCCUUGAUAGAUCUAGUUGCUCGUAUUUUGGCACUCGUUCCACCAUGGACUCGUAUUUACCGUGUCCAAAGAGAUAUACCCAUGCCUCUAGUCAGUUCUGGAGUAGAGAAUGGUAAUUUGAGAGAAUUGGCGCUUGCAAGAAUGAAGGAUUUUGGAACAUCUUGUAGAGACGUCCGAACUAGAGAAGUUGGCAUCCAAGAAGUGCAUCAUAAAGUGGCUCCUGAUCAAGUAGAAUUGAUCAGAAGAGACUACUAUGCUAAUGGAGGAUGGGAAACGUUUCUCUCAUAUGAAGAUCCAAAAAAGGACAUCUUGAUUGGAUUACUAAGGCUCAGAAAGGCGUCCAAGAAAUAUACUUACAGAAAGGAAUUCACUUCUCAACCGACAUCUAUAGUGAGAGAAUUGCAUGUCUAUGGUUCAGUUGUGCCCUUGCAUUCUAGAGAUCCGAGAAAAUUUCAGCAUCAAGGAUUUGGUACUUUAUUAAUGGAGGAAGCUGCUAGAAUAGCAAAGGAAGAGCAUUGUUCUGAAAAAAUAAGUGUUAUAUCAGGGGUGGGGGUCAGAAAUUAUUAUGCCAAGUUAGGCUAUCAUUUGGAUGGACCAUUUAUGUCAAAAUAUCUCAAAGAUGAUGAACAGUAG